This is a messenger RNA of Helianthus annuus (common sunflower), 2370 nucleotides long. RefSeq names its product HIPL1 protein. Lineage: Eukaryota; Viridiplantae; Streptophyta; Magnoliopsida; Asterales; Asteraceae. Bases 150 to 2183 code for a protein of 677 amino acids. The transcript is spliced from 7 exons. The record is from RefSeq and is a predicted model, not a curated record.
CAGAUUUUUUUGUCUGUUUUGUUCUACAUGAUUAGCCAGCCAGCCUUUAAGGCGGUGCCUCUCUGAAUCACAACCGGUUAGACUUUGAACAAACUGAGGAUUAAGCUUGACAACAUCUAUCUUCUAGAGAGACAGAGAGAGUGAGAAAGAUGGAAGCUUUUCUUCCCUUGCUUUGUCUUUUACUCAUGUAUCCCUACCGGUCUUCCUCACUGCCCAUGUGCACCAGCUUGAGGGCACCUGUGAUUGCAAAGGAGGCUCUGUCCUUUUGUCCAUACAAAGGGAGAGUGUGUUGUGACUCAACCAAAGACUCACAACUGCAGAUGCAGUUUCAAGCUAUGAACAUCUCUCAUCCUAAUUGCGCUUCUCUGAUCAAAUCAAUUCUUUGUGCUACAUGUGAUCAGUUCUCAGAAAGCCUAUUCAAAGUUGAAUCACAGAUUCGUUCCGUUCCAGUUCUUUGCGACUCUCGUAACUCACGAGAUUCCUCACUAUCAAAACAAUCUGCAACUAGUUUCUGUGCAGAUGUAUGGGACACAUGCCAAAAUGUCUCCAUGAAAAAUUCUCCCUUUGCCCCGUCACUACAAGGUGCUGCCGGAUUGCCACAAAACACCUCAUCAAAGCUCACCGCUCUCUGGCAAUCAAGAAACGACUUCUGUACCGCAUUUGGUGGUGGACAAGAUGAUAAUAAGUGUUUCAAUGGGCGGCCAGUCGAGCUUAACUCAACCGAAACCUCGGUUCCUCCAAAAGGCCUAUGCCUUGAAAGGCUUGGAGAUAAAGGGUAUAUCAAUAUGGCUGCUCAUCCAGAUGGAUCAGACCGCGCCUUCUUCUCAGACCUGCCGGGAAAAAUAUGGCUAGCAACGAUUCCUACACACGGUUCUGGAGAACCACUGGGUAUAGAUGAAUCAACCCCUUUUGUAGAUUUAACUGAUCAAAUCAAAUUCGAUACCGUGUUUGGGUUGAUGGGGAUAGCAUUUCAUCCAAAGUUUGCCGAAAACGGGCGUUUCUUUGCUUCCUUCAAUUGUGACAAAGAAACGUCCACCACAUGUUCAGGGCGGUGUGGUUGUAACUCAGAUGUUGGUUGUGAUCCUUCCAAAAUAGACGCGGAUCACCCAUGCCGGUAUCAUAAUGUUGUAGCGGAGUACACUGUUAACGGGACAUCAUCAGAGCCUGCAAAGGCAACAAAAGGGAAACCUACAGAGGUGAGAAGGAUAUUAACGAUCGGGCUUCCGUUUACGAAUAAUCAUGGUGGUCAGAUUCUGUUUGGGCCUGAUGACGGGUAUCUGUAUAUAAUGUUGGGAGAUGGUGGUGGCAGAAAUGGUCCUUUCGGGUUAGCUCAAAAUAAGAAGUCUUUGCUUGGAAAGAUCAUUAGGGUGGAUGUCGAUACGAUACCUAAAGAAGCAGAUGAUCUGAAUCUAUGGGGAAAUUAUUCAAUACCGCGUGACAAUCCGUACUCUGAAGAUGAAGAAUUGUUGCCUGAGAUAUGGGCUCUAGGACUCAGAAAUCCUUGGCGUUGUAGCUUUGACUCACUGAGGCCUUCUUACUUCCUCUGUACUGAUGUUGGCCAGGAUCGUUACGAAGAGAUUGAUGUUAUUACCAAGGGCGGAAACUAUGGGUGGAGUAUAUAUGAAGGCCACCUUCCUGUUGACUCUCAGCAAUCUUCGAAAAACAAUAUUUCGGAUUCGACUGAUGUUAUAUUUCCAGCAAUGGGUUAUAACCACUAUGAUGUAAACAAGAAAGAGGGUUCUGCAGCAAUAACAGGCGGUCGUUUUUAUCGUUCCACUACUGAUCCAUGCAUGUAUGGCAGUUACUUGUAUGCAGAUCUGUAUUCCACUGCUUUAUGGGCAGCUGCGGAAACUCCAACCGAUAGCGGGAACUUCACCUCAACUUCAAUCCCUUUCCGUUGUGCCCGUGAUUCUCCAAUAGAGUGCAAAUCUGCGCCAAACACAAACUUGGCCGCUUUAGAUUACAUAUACUCAUUUGGAGAAGAUAACAAGAAAGACGUAUAUAUUCUGGCAAGCACGGGUGUGUACAGAGUAGUUCAACCAAGUCGUUGCAACUACAGUUGCACAAAGGAAAGUGGAACAUCGGUACAAACUCCUACUUUUCCACCUUCUUCGAGCGGUAAUCACCUGGAGUUUGUGAUCUAUAUCUCUUUCAUACUGGUCUUAGUAGGCUGUAUGUUGUAAGUGUAGAAGCAAAGAGUAUAAUGGACCGUGUCUGGCAUCAUUUCAGUGUGGAUGUGAAAACUACGUUACUUUGUUUUUUUUUCUUUUUGACUUGUUUAAUAAGCAGGCAUGAUGAUCUAGAUUCCACAUAUUGUGAAUUGUGACAGUUGAACCUCAGUGCAUGAAAUUUUGUACAAAAACAGUCAAA